AUGAUUGAUUUAAAUGAAGUUUAACAAAGUCCUAAUAGAUUAAAUUGCUGUAAAUGCAUAUAGUUAAAUAAUAUUUAAUAUACAAGUAUUCAAGAUUUUUAAGUUUAAUGGAUAAAUUAUUAAAAAAAGAAAUAAAAAUGUUACAGGCACUUUGAAGAGAAUAUUCAAACUAGAACUAAAAAAUUAGAAAAUAUAAUUUUUGACAUUCAGGCUUAGAUUACGAAAUAAAUUAUAAAAAUCAAAAAUGAAAUAAAUGAGGCAUUUGCUCAUCUUUAAACAGUUUUAUUGAAAACUUAGGAGGAAAUUUAAUAUGAAAAUUUAUUAUUUAAAAAUUAUGAAUAAAUUUUAGAAAUGGCAGAUGAUAUUAGUAAUCAAAAAAGCUUUAAAUAAAUUGAAAGCAAUUUAAAUAUAUAUUAAAUUAAUUGGAAUUUAUUAACUUCUUCAUCAUAAUAAAAAUUAGAGGAAAUAUUAAACAAUUCCUAAGUCAUUCUUACAAAUAAUAAGAAUGAAAAAUAUAGUAUUAUGUAAAAUGAAAAUAAUUAAAUUACAUCUUUAAAAAUCGAUGGAUUCAUUCAACCAAUAAAUUAUUAAUUAUUGUAGGAAUAUUCAAUCAAAUAAGUAGAAUCUUGCAACGCUAUAGCAUUCAAUAAAGACUGUUCAAUAGUAGUAGCAGCAUAAGACAAAGAUAUAAAUAUUUUUGAAUUUUCUUAAGGAUUAAUGAAGAAAAUUUAAACUUUAAGUGAACAUAGAAACAAAAUAUACACUUUAACAUUUAUGAAGAAAUCAAAUGAAUUUAUAUCUGGAAGUUGUGAUGUAUAAAUAAGAGUCUGGACAAAUAAAUAAAAUCAUUUAUGGAUUUGUUAAUAAAUAUUAGAUGGGCAUUGUGGAUAUAUUACUUGUUUAAUAUUAAAUAAUAAUGAAAAUCUUAUUAUAUCUGGUAGUGAGGAUAAAAAAAUUAAGUUUUGGAUUAAAUAAAUAAAAUGGGAAUGUUAAUAAACUAUUACAGAUCACUCUAAAGAUGUUUAUGGGUUGAGCUUAAAUAAUUAAUAGAAUUAAUUAAUUUCAUGUAGUUAUGAUAACACAAUUCUAGUCAUUGGAAAAUCAUGGUGGAACAAAAAAUGGAGUGUUAUAUAAAAAAUAAAUGUAGAAAAAUAUGGACACAGAUUAUGUUUUAUAAAUGAUAAUCUUUUUACAUUUUAACCAUAUGCUUAAGAUUGUAUGCAUAUUUAUGAAUUUAAUAAUCAAAAUAAAUAAUUUAUUAAGAAGAAAACCUUUUAGGUUAAAUGUGGUACAGAUUAUAAUAGUCAAUUAUUUCCUUAAUAAUUUAUAAAAUCAAAGAAUCUUCUAAUUAAUAAAAUAGGUUAAUUUAUUAAUUUAAUCAAAUUUAAAGAAGAUGAAGAAUUUUUAAUAGAAUAAUCUAUUGAUUUUGAAACCAAUUGUUUAUUUGGAAGUAUCAGUGAUAAUGGAGAUUAUUUGAUUACAUGGGAUAAAAAAUCAGAGGAAAUUUAAAUUCGAAAAUAUACAGAAUAAUGA
Molecule: messenger RNA, 1533 nt
Organism: Paramecium sonneborni
Lineage: Eukaryota; Ciliophora; Oligohymenophorea; Peniculida; Parameciidae
Source: the annotation of a GenBank genome assembly